AUGGAUAGAAGUCCACGUUUUGAGUUGAGGAAGGGUCCAUGGACACCGGAGGAAGAUGAAAAGCUCGUCUCUUACGUAAAAAAAUACGGCCACGGGCGGUGGAAACAUGUCGCUAACGCCGCCGGGUUGAGGAGGGGUGGUCGGAGUUGCAGAUUGCGAUGGACUAAUUACUUGAAUCCACACAUUAAGCGCGGCCCCUUCACUGAAGAGGAAGAUGACUUGAUUAUCAAGCUUCAUUCUGUUCUUGGGAAUAAGUGGUCAAAGAUUGCAGCUGAUCUACCAGGAAGAACAGAUAAUGAGAUUAAGAAUUAUUGGAACACAAAUUUAAGGAAGAAGCUUCUACAAAUGGGUAUUAAUCCAGUUACUCAUAAGCCAAGAAAUGAUCUUAAUCUCUUAGCUAAUCUCUCUCAACUUCUUUCAACCACCCCACAAAAUUUAGGGUACAACCCUUUAGCUAAUUGGGACAUCAAUAAUGCCCUUACUAUACAACCAAACGUUGUGGCCGAAGUAGCCAAACUACAAGUCUUACAAAACAUUUUCCAAAUCCUUAACACAAGCAAUAAUUCAUCAUUAUCUCUUCCAAAUAUACACCAAAAUAUGGCAUUAAACUUAGGAUUAAUUCCUAAUGUUAAUGGUAUUAUUGGCAAUAAUAAUAAUCAAGGGUUUUAUCAAGCUCCAAAUUACGGUCCAAACCAAAUAAUAGUUGAUCAUAAUAAUAAUAAGUAUGAUUAUACACAAGAAUUGUAUAAUACAAGUUUGGAUACUAAUCAUAAUAAGAGUUUAAGUAGUACUACUAGUACAACUUUUGAAACCCUAGAGGGUUCAACUAUUAACCAAAUUGAGAGCAACACAAACUCCACAGCAACUGCUGACUUGUUUGAAGGUUGGGAAAAGCUUUUAGAUGAUGGUGAUAGUGACUUUUGGAAAGAAUUCAUUAAUUAACCCGGCAGUAAACUUCGUGGUGCAUGGGCAGCAUGGAGGACGUAUACAUUACCGUGAGAUUCAAGAGAAAUGGGUUGAUCUGAGUUAAACACUUUAUAAGAAAAAUUGUUUCAAAUUCUUUUUUAUUUAAUUUUUUGGGUAUAUUACGGGGUGAUUGAACAUAUGUAUAAGGCAUACACAUUUGUAUAAAGCUUUACGGGUCGGAUCAAAUUUUUCAUUGUUUAAUUAGUAGAGAAUGUUGUCACAUUAUGAUUGAGUUUAUUGUACACAUAAAAGUAUAUAGAUCGAAUACACACUACAAGAAAUGGUACUAUUAACGACGGGAAAUCCCGUCGCGAAAGGCCAAUAAUCGUUGAUUAACGACGGGAUUUCCUGUCGCGAACCCGUCAUAAAAGGGGGCCGUCGUUAAUAGAAAUCCCGUCGUAAAUUUGUCGUAAACCCGUCGUAAAAGACAUUUGCGACGGUUAUUCCUGUCAUUGUUUGGUUGUUAGCCCCGUCGCAAAAGGCUUUUGCGACGGAAUUUUUGAC
Molecule: messenger RNA, 1470 nt
Organism: Spinacia oleracea (spinach)
Lineage: Eukaryota; Viridiplantae; Streptophyta; Magnoliopsida; Caryophyllales; Amaranthaceae
Product: transcription factor MYB41
Exons: 3
Coding region: 1-942 (313 amino acids)
Source: RefSeq, a predicted model, not a curated record